Scheffersomyces stipitis CBS 6054 is the source of this 1424-nucleotide messenger RNA. It is a transcript of the gene SAT4, whose product is annotated as serine/threonine protein kinase. Gene Ontology annotation, biological process: protein phosphorylation; intracellular signal transduction; intracellular monoatomic cation homeostasis. Gene Ontology annotation, molecular function: ATP binding; protein serine/threonine kinase activity. The transcript has a single exon. The record is from RefSeq and is a predicted model, not a curated record. Lineage: Eukaryota; Fungi; Ascomycota; Pichiomycetes; Serinales; Debaryomycetaceae. The coding region runs from base 31 to 1281 and encodes 416 amino acids.
AAUAGUAAUGCAUCUUCAACAGACUUGUCGAUGACCUCGUCUUCUCCUGCCGUGGCGAAGCCUCGUUUCAGAAUGCUUCAAGACGGCAAUCACGAGCACAGCUUGCGUUCAGCAAAGAGACAGGAGAAGUUGUCCAACAUGUUGAAGGAUUUGCUUGGAGCCAAAAAGCUACGUGAUGAAGCCAAAAGUGCAGUGCCUAACAUCUUACAAGGCGCUGGUGCUGCUCCAUCGCCUGUUCCAGGUAAAGAGAAGCCACCUACGUUGUUUGCAGGACUUGUAACUCACAUAAAGAACAAUACUUCUCCCUACCACACAAGUGCUGGAGAGAUAGUUGGUGAGGUAGUUCAACAGAAUGGCUACUCUCCUAAUUUGGGAGAUUGCCGUUCCUUUGUCGAGAAAUAUGGUCGUUGUCAGGAAGUUGUAGGUAGAGGAGCAUUUGGUGUCGUGAGAAUCUCACACAAGAAGCUCAAUGGAACUGAAACCAACGGUGGUGGGGACGGCGAGAUGUUGUAUGCCGUCAAGGAAUUCAAACGAAGACCAAAUGAGUCCGAAAAGAAGUAUAACCGAAGAUUGACGUCUGAAUUCUGUAUUUCCUCUUCUUUAAAGCAUCUCAACAUCAUCGACACGUUAGAUUUGUUGAAGGAUGCAAAGGGAGACUAUUGUGAAGUGAUGGAGUUCUGCUCGGGUGGAGAUUUGUACACUUUGAUCAUCGCGGCUGGUAAGUUAGAGUAUGCCGAAGCCGACUGUUUCUUCAAGCAGAUAAUCCGUGGUGUCAACUACAUGCACGACAUGGGUGUUUGUCACCGAGACUUGAAACCCGAAAAUUUGUUAUUGACCCAAAACGGAGUGAUUAAGAUCACUGACUUUGGUAAUGGUGAGUGUUUCCGUGUAGCUUGGGAAAAUGAGAUCCAGCUCAGCGAAGGAAUAUGCGGUUCCUCACCAUACAUUGCCCCAGAAGAGUUCACUCAGGAAUCGUUUGACCCCAGAUGCGUGGAUAUCUGGGCAUGUGGUGUCAUCUACAUGGCAAUGAGAACCGGUCGUCAAUUGUGGAAGUUGGCUGAUCCAGACAAGGAUGAGUUCUUCGAAGAGUAUUUGGUUAAAAGAAAAGAGUCUUCAGGCUAUGAGCCUAUCGAAAGCUUGAAGAGAGCCAGAUGCCGUAACGUGAUCUACUCGAUCUUGGAUCCUAAGCCAGAAAGAAGAAUCACCGGUAAACAGAUCUUGAACAGUGAAUGGGGUAGAGAGAUCAAAGUGUGUGCUGCUGGGGAGGGCCAUUCAAGUUAAGAAUGGGGCCCAGCGGAUAAAGAGCCAUUUAAAUGUACUAUAGGUGUAGUUUUACGUUCAAAGAAUUAUGCCUGUAUAUUUAUUUAUUAUUAAUAUUUAUUGUAAAGCUUAUUGGAAACAUAAGUUAAUGCUUUGUACUUAUA